AUGAGUAUCCCUGAAUCGCCUUCGCCUCCGCUGGUUUUGGCGCCACCUGUUGUUGUUGUUGAUGAGCAGGCUGAUCCGGAAGUCGCCGCCGUGAGCGAGGUUGUUGUUGGCAGCGGGAGUACUGGAGCUGCAGGUUCUUCAAACCACGGUGGCGACGGUGGUUCCGGUGGAGGGCCAUUGAUGGAUAAGAGACUUGUGAGGUCGCCAUCGAUGCAAUUGGAGUUGCAGCUAGCUAGUUUUGUUUGGACGUUUAAUUUUGCAGCCAAUGUGCUUAUGAUUCCGUUUUGUUUGUUUUUGUAA
Messenger RNA from Linum trigynum, 300 nucleotides. The record is from the annotation of a GenBank genome assembly. Lineage: Eukaryota; Viridiplantae; Streptophyta; Magnoliopsida; Malpighiales; Linaceae.